Papilio machaon (common yellow swallowtail) is the source of this 3863-nucleotide messenger RNA. RefSeq lists its product as uncharacterized. The record is from RefSeq and is a predicted model, not a curated record. NCBI's taxonomy places the organism in Eukaryota, Metazoa, Arthropoda, Insecta, Lepidoptera, Papilionidae. The transcript is spliced from 18 exons. Bases 150 to 3791 code for a protein of 1213 amino acids.
GUAACACCAGGUUUAUAUUCUGUGACAUAAACGAACGAAUCAAAUUUUCAACGGAAAUCGGGGAUACGUUUUUUAAUUAUUUGUGAUUGUGAACUUAGAAAUCGGCCCAUCUUACUUUUAAAUGUUAUUUUGAUUGAGUAUUAUUUACGAUGGAUAAUCCGCUCACUCCAAAUAAAAUACUACGAUUGUUACAUUAUGCGGAAGACAAAUCUUUUAGUCUUAAAAAGCGAUUGGCACAAGAGGACGAAGAGAAACGUAUGGAUACGCAGGAAGGAACGACAAAUAAAUCCAGUAUGCAUUUGGAGUCGUCCUCUGGAAUACUAGAUUUAGACAAAGUAGAGGGUUUUGGUGAAGGGGGAAUAAGUAUUAUGUCAUUUAAUAAAUCUUCUGCAUUUAAUCCUGGUGAGAUGACUGGAAGAUCAACUGGUACUGAUGAAGUAAAGGUUCACAAAGAACGCAAGGAACCGGGCAAAAAACCCGAUGCUUAUGAUGAAUAUGGACGAUACUCAUUUGCUCUAGAAAGUCUCACUAGCAAUUUGGAAAAGCAAACGAUGGAAGUUAAUGAUAUUAUGAGACAUUCAAUUGCUAGUAAUUAUUCAUUUCAUUCAAAGAAAGAUAUGACUGCUGAAGAAGCAUCCUUUGUCUUGAAUCAUGCUCCAUUGCCUGUACAGCAAAGCACUCAAGUUAACAUCACAGCAGACAACUUACCGGAAAAUACUACAAAUAUGUCUGUGGGAGGGUAUUUCCAAGACAGAUGUCCUGAAUUUAAAAAUAUUUUCCAAAUGACUGAUAGUCCUAUCAGAUCUGUGAGACCUAGUAUUAGUGAAGUUUCUCUGUCAACUCCAUUGAACUCAAUUAGCAAUGAAAGUAAGAAGACAUAUGUUGUUGAUCAAUCUUUGGAUUGUAUACCAGUGAGGCAAUCCCGAGCCGCUAAUAAUGAUGCAGUUAAAAUUAAAGAAUCCACAUUCAGUAUGGCUCGGAACUUUACAGUUCCAGAAAUAUCCGACAGCAGUUGUAGUACUGAUAUGUCUCCGGCUAAAAAUGAUUUAUUUAAAGUACCAAUGAGUAAAGUUUACGAUCAAGAAGAAUCAUCUAAUAUAAAACAGAAUUUACUACAGAAAAGACUUCUGCAGUCUCUAAAUGUUGAACAGUUUUUGAAAAAAUCUUCGCCAUUUCAAAUACCUACCGAAGAAUCUGGCGUUUCUGUUGAUAAUGAUAAUGAAAAUUCUUUGAGUAUUUCUAAAAUUGCAGACUACUUAGGAAAGCAAUCAAAUGUAAGCAUAACCGGUAUGAUGCAAUUAACUAAUCAAAAACAGGCUUAUAAAAAGGAACCACUAUCAGAAUUGCAUAUGAAUCUUCAAAAUAAUACGAGAGCUAACGACAGAAUGUCUGUGACCAAUUUAAAAGGUACAGAAAUUACUAGUUCCACAGGUAAAAUGAGUAUAGUUACAUCUCUGGAGUCAUUGAAGAUAAGAGAAAAGAAAACUGUACCCACAGUUGUGGUAACUCCUUCUUUAAAUAAAACUGAAUGCAGUGACACGGAUAGUAGGAAAAGAAUUUCAAGAUCUAAAUCCCCAUCAAGCAAGAGUCCAUCCACAUUAAGCACUGUACAAGAAAAUCAUAACAGUUUCAAAUCUAAUGACAGUCCACUGCAAAAAAGUAAAGGCGAGGCUAAUUUGUCGCACGUAGCUUCUCCAAACGUACAAUAUAAAGAGUUAGAUAAUUCAGUAGAUUGGCGCGAGGUUUUGCAACACAAAAGUAGAAUGCGAGACCGCUUAGUUAAAGAACAAUGGGUAGAGAUUAGAGCUACAGCUGUAAAAGGUUACGUGGGUACAAGCAGCGACGCCACAAUAACCAUCACCACACUCACAGACAGUUGGCUGACAAUAAAAUUACAUUUCGUUGAUUUACCAAACAAUGGGAAAGAUUUGACUAUUGAACUGCCUCGGCAGCCAUUAUUACUGUCUCCAGGGAAGACUGAACAACUCAAAUUAUAUAUAACAUCUAAUGUAGAAAUUAAUACGACUUUACCAUUCAAAGUGUGCCUUCGAGAUUCAUCUGUUGAUGCAGAUAUAGAGCAAAUGGGAAAAUUAGAUGUUGAUUUCAAAAUGCCAACAAUUCAAGCAAUAUCCGGUGAUGGGAUGAACAAAGUUAUUUUUCCCACGGUACAAGAAAACUGUAGUGCAACAAAAUUCUUUAUCAUUAUAAGCGAUUGUCCCGUAGACUUACAAUUAGAUUUGUCGAUUAUUGAAAACAAUGAUGUGUUCACUAUAAAGAACGUUCAAGAAAUUCGUAAGAGUGAAGUAAAUAAAGUCUUGAUGGAGCGUGAUAUUGAAGAAGAUAAGACGGGAAAGUCAAAGGGAAAACAUUUAAAUAAACAGUUGUGUAGACUAACGAGUGGUAAUGCAAUUAAAGUCUCCGUCGUGUUUACUGCGCCUAAACUCACUGGAAUGGUUUGCAAUGAAAGUUUGACCAAAUUCAAAGGUGCAUUGAAUAUAAACUUGAUUGGAAUUAAAGAUGUAUUGAAUAAAGUGGAUUUGUAUGGAGAUGUGGGCUCGGCCAAGUUGCAAGUUGACAUACCGCCCCAUAAACUACAUAUAUCUAAUGAACCUAAAACUAUAAUGUUGAGAAAUUCUGGAAGCAUGGCAGGAACAUGGUUUAUCAGAAUUAAACAUAAAUCACUAAAUGACUAUAAUGUACCAUUCCAAACAUCGUUACAAAGAGUUGAGGUACGUCCGGGAGCAGAAAAAGAAUUAACUAUCACAUACAAAGGAUCACAAGAUGAGUUUGUUGAAGGAACACUAUAUUUCGAGGAAGCCCACACUGGAAACAAAAUGAAUAUAGACUUAACAGGUGGUUCAGAUAAACCGAAAGUUUUUCCCAUAAAAACGACUUACCGCACUAUGUCAUGGGUCCGUACUGGUAGGAAGGAGCUUAAUUUGAGGAAUUCAACAAACAAAAAGAUUCAGUUACGAUGUCAUAUAAUUGGCGAGGGGUUUACAAUUGAUCUGCCGGGUGUGGAGUCCAGAGGAACUUAUUGUUUGUCGUUUGGACCGAACGAGUCCCGUUCCCUGCCUGUGCUAUUUGCACCUAGUUCCCCUGCCCCGCACGCAGCAGCCUUGCAUCUUGUUUACGAUAAAAGUUGCGACUUCUCCAGAAAGGUGCAACUGUUUGGUGUGUGCAGCGGGUCAUGUGUGCGCUGGAGUGGGCUGGUGACGUAUGGAGACACUGCCCUGGUGCGGGCUGUGGCCAGGCAGCCUCUCUCACUGCCACUCUACAACAAGUACAACGUGCCAGCCUUCAUCUGCGCACACCUUAGGUUCAACUUGCAGUACCGGUGUUGCGAGGAGAGCGCAGUGGUGGAAGGUGCGCAGUGUGUGGUGGGUGCGCGGAGACGACACACGCUGCAGCUGCGCGUGGACUGGGCGCGUGUGGAGCGCCGCGCCCGCACUCAGCCCGCGGCCGCACUCGCCGCGCUCACAGUGCUCGCCGGACCAGAGAUCACACGACGCAGGAUACUCAGAAUAAUCAGAAACAAAACAACGGGUGAGCUGGAUACCAGCUUGCUGCCGGCGCACCUCAGAGUGCUGGCACAAGAUAUCGAGGGUCAGGAGAUCGUCUCUGAUGAGGCAUUGAAAGACUUUGAGGAAACAAUUUCAUCAUUGAACGAGCUGAUCGAGAGUCUGCAAGAGCUGAGCGCGCAGAUAGACUUGCCGCAGGACUUCGCGGACGAGCACACCAUCCUCAUCAGUGAUGACACUGUACUUGAUCACCACACACUCUGCGACUGAACUGCAAUCAUCAUUUUACUACCGCCUUGUUUUAAAAACUAUCAAGAACGCUCAGUCUUCUUUUUAAACUAU